Messenger RNA from Neltuma alba, 1115 nucleotides. Its product is annotated as ribosomal RNA small subunit methyltransferase nep-1-like. NCBI's taxonomy places the organism in Eukaryota, Viridiplantae, Streptophyta, Magnoliopsida, Fabales, Fabaceae. The transcript has 8 exons. The record is from RefSeq and is a predicted model, not a curated record. Gene Ontology annotation, molecular function: rRNA binding; rRNA (pseudouridine) methyltransferase activity. Bases 146 to 877 code for a protein of 243 amino acids. Gene Ontology annotation, cellular component: small-subunit processome; nucleus. Gene Ontology annotation, biological process: rRNA base methylation.
UUCUCUCUGCCGCCGCCGCCUCCUUCUCCGUCGUUGUUGAUCUCUGCCGUAGUCUCAUUCGUUCUCAUCUUGGUUCUCGUCGUCUCUGAGUUCGUUCUCUUCAGCUUUGAUUAACAUUUUGCAGAUUCUGUCCUUCAUUCAGACCAUGGUUCCGGGAAACGAUCAAUCAACAGGGAAUGAAGAACAUAAUGAUGGUGCAGUUGAAGAACUUUCAGGAAUUCAACCUGCACCUCGCUCCCAAAGCUCUGAAGCUGGAGUUUAUUUUAUUCUCGAGGGAGCCUCACUUUGUGUUGCUAAUGUUGGGAAGAAAUACCAGAUUUUGAAUCCGGAUGAUCAUGCCACUUUUCUGCGGAAGCAAAAUAAGAAUCCUUAUGAUUUCAGGCCUGAUAUUGUUCAUGAGGCCCUCCUUCAAAUUAUGAGUAGUCGGCUUCGCAUGGCUGGUAGGUUACGUGCUGUAUUUAUUCGAACCAGUGAAGGCGUUCUCGUUAAAGUUUCUCCGCAUGCUAAUAUACCAAAAACAUUGGCGGGCUUUUGUGACAUGAUGGUGGAGUUAUUACAGAAGUUCCGUAUCAAAGCAAAGAGCAACCAUGCAACCCUAUUGCGUGUAAUUAAAAAUCCUGUCACUAAACAUUUACCAAUCAACUCCCACAAAAUAGGCCUUUCCUUUAGUUCAUCAAAGACUGCUCAGUUGAGGGGCUACAUCAGUAAUGCUGCCCAUCACGAGAACUUUGUUUUUGUGGUGGGUGCAAUGGCUCAUGGAAAAAUUGAAGCUGACUAUGUGGAUGAUCUGAUAUCAGUUUCUGGUUAUCCCUUGAGUGCAGGGACUUGUCUUCGACGUAUCUGCAUUGCACUAGAGAAGAAUUGGAAGAUCAUGUGAAUUAAAUCAUAUCUAUCAUGGUUUUUCAUUGGUGGGCAUAUUCUUUUUGUAAAGGUUGAUAUUAAUAUUUUGUUAUUUUAACAUUAUCAGGUCUUUAACAUAUCAAUUAGAAUCAUAUUCCUAAUUUUCAGUAGGGUUAGGUUCAAGGGUACAGAAUUUUGCUAUAGGCUUUCUCCACAUGUUUCUUGUGAGUCUGCAGUCUAUAUCUAUGGUAUAAAUAAAUCAAAAUCCAUGUAUC